AUGACAUCAAAAGAUUCUGAUUUAAGAGACCUUGAAAAAAAUCAACCUAUUGGUAAUGCAGAUUCUAAUUCAAAUGGAAUACAGAAUCUGACAAGUAGAUACUCAAAUCAUGAUUCAAAAGAAUUGAAUGAAACAGUUCACCUGAUUGAUGAAGAAAUUGAAUUUCCUGAAGGUGGUUGGGAAGCUUAUAAAGUUGUUGCUGGUGGAUUUUUCACUUUAAUGAUUACAUUUGGUUUAAUGAAUACUAUUGGUGCUAUCCAAGCAUAUUUAACAAAUCAUCAAUUGAAAAAUGAAUCCUCAAGUACAAUUGGUUGGACUUUUUCUAUUCAUUACUUGGUAGCUUAUGCGUUUUGUUUAAUUGCUGGUCCAUUAUUUGAUUGGAAAGGUGGAAGAUUAUGUGCUAUUAUAGGUUCAAUACUUUUAGUUGCUGGCCUAUUCAUUACUGCUAAUUGUGAUGAAGUUUACCAAAUAUUGUUAGCCUAUGGUUUUAUAGUUGGCAGUGGUACUUGUUUACUAUAUACAAGUGGGUUAGGCGCAGUUUCACAUUAUUUCAAAAGGAAAAGAGCAACAGCUUUAGGAAUCUCAUCUUUAGGUGGAUCAGUCGGUGGUGUUGUUUGGCCUUUAAUGCUUAGACAACUGUAUCCAAAAAUUGGUUAUGUAUGGAGUAUGAGAGUUUUAGCUUUAUGUUGUGGUAUUUGUGCAAGUUUAGCAUGUCUUUCAGUUAAAAGUAGAUUAAAAAAGCAAAAAGAAGAUGUAAUUAUUGAAAAAAAUCCAAUUAAAUUUAUGAAUAGCUCAUUAGCAUUAAGAGAUUUGUUUAAAGAAAAAAGAUUCUUAUAUUUAACAUUUUCAAUUUUUUUUUGUGAAUUUUCAUUAUUAAUGGUUAUGACGUAUAUAACUUCUUAUACAAUUCAUCAAGGAUAUUCAGAAUCACAGGGGUUCUUGGUACUUAUAAUACUAAAUGCCAUUGGAUUAUUAGGCCGUGUUAUUCCAAAAUAUUUGGGUGAUGUUUAUGGAAGUUUUAAUAUAAUGAUUGCUACUGUUGGGUCAUGUGCAAUUUUCAUAUUGGCAAUUUGGCUACCAUUUGGUCAUAAUUUAAGUGUUUUAUAUGCAUUUGCAGGAUUAUAUGGGUUUUCUUCAAGCUCAACAUUAUCAUUAACUCCAGUUACGUGUGGACAAAUUAGUCGUACUGAAGAUUUUGGUAAAAGAUAUGGUACAGUUUAUUUCAUAUCUUCUUUUGGUAAUUUAUUAGCUUUACCAAUAGGUGGUGCUUUAAUUAAAGAUGGUCCUAAUGGAUUUCAAAAUUUUAUCAUAUUAGCUGGUGUUACAGAAGUUGUAUCAGUAGUGUUCUUUAUACUUGCAAGAUAUGAAUGUGUAGGAAUGAAAUGGGCUAAGAUUUGA
Molecule: messenger RNA, 1398 nt
Organism: Hansenula ciferrii
Lineage: Eukaryota; Fungi; Ascomycota; Saccharomycetes; Phaffomycetales; Wickerhamomycetaceae
Product: MCT family MFS transporter
Exons: 1
Coding region: 1-1398 (465 amino acids)
Biological process (GO): transmembrane transport
Cellular component (GO): fungal-type vacuole membrane
Molecular function (GO): transmembrane transporter activity
Source: RefSeq, a predicted model, not a curated record